AAGCUCUGCAGGAGCACUUCCUCUUCAUCCACUAGGUGACUGCAUAUGAGAUAAACGUCCACAGAAUGAAGACUGUGCAGCUCUCAAUCUUCUAUCUGCUCUUGUGGUGUUCAGCUGGAGAGAGUUUAAAAAAUAAACUGGUGGUUUUAGGGCAAAACGUGACUUUAAACUGUGAUCUUGAUAUUAAAGAGAUUAAUUGGCUUUUCCUGAAACUGCCAGAUUCUCUAGCGGUGAUACUGCGAACUUUCAGUUCAGAAACGACAUCGCUUUUUUAUAAUGACAAUAGAUUCAAAGACAAUUAUUCAACGUUGACAUUGAGUCGUUUAUUUAUUAGUAAUAUAACAGCAGAUGAAUUAGGAAUAUAUUAUUGUGCAAAACAAGGCUCAACUCUACAUCUCGACAAUGGCACCAGACUUUACAUCACUGAAAACAGCCAAAAUCAGAAUGAAACAGAACUCAACAGUCAGCAACAUCAGCAUCAGAUUCUGACAGUCACAUCCAUUGCAUUGAACGUUGUGAUGUUUAUUCUAAUAAUAGGUCUGUUAAAGCUCAAAUUUAAGACGCAUACAAAAAGUCGACAACAAUGUCAGAAUGUUGAACCAGUUCAGCUUGAGGACUUAAAUGCUGUACAGUAUUCUGAGAUCGAGUGCUCCCCAUAUUCCACAGAGGUAAAGUCAAGUCAGAUCAACAAUACUUAUGCGUUUCUUCAGAAUCCAAAACCAAAUCCUCAACACACACAAACUUGAGAACAGAUCAUCGUAACCUGCACCUUAUGAAUUUGUUCUUGAGGUGGUUUGGGGAUUUUUGCACCUUCUGUGGAUUUUUCUGAUAUUGCAGUGACUGGCACAAGCAAAAAAAACCCUGUCAGAUUUGAGUCAUAUAAAGGUCAUCACGUUUCCUGUCUCCAUUUGCAAUAAUCAUAGUAUUUACUUAUUUAAUCAUAAAAUACACCACUUGUUAUUCUGCUACGAAGUAACCAGACAACAUUAGAUGUUACAGUUUGAUGACUGUCGACACGAAUCUUCCUUGAUGUUAUGUUUUUUAUUUAGUCUCUAAAUGACUAAAUGAAUGUAAUCGUUUACAUUUCCUGUGUGGUUUACUGUGCAGGAAAGAUUAUGUACGAGCACUAACCCUGCUGAAAGAAAAUAUUUAAACCAGUUUAAGAUGGUUUGCUGGACUUAACUGGUUUAAGAAGGUUUAGUUCAGGUCUCCUAGCCUGAUUUUCAGCUGGAUUAGCUGAUCUCCUUAUAUGGCAUACAAUUAGUAUCAUAAACCACUGUAAAAUGUCUAACUUAAUCUGCUUGGUUGCCAGCUAAAACUAGCUAUAGACUUUAAGUUGGUUUAAAUA
Messenger RNA from Myxocyprinus asiaticus (Chinese sucker), 1348 nucleotides. RefSeq lists its product as uncharacterized. Bases 66 to 746 code for a protein of 226 amino acids. Lineage: Eukaryota; Metazoa; Chordata; Actinopteri; Cypriniformes; Catostomidae. The record is from RefSeq and is a predicted model, not a curated record. The transcript has 5 exons.